Molecule: messenger RNA, 873 nt
Organism: Symbiodinium necroappetens
Lineage: Eukaryota; Dinophyceae; Suessiales; Symbiodiniaceae
Source: the annotation of a GenBank genome assembly
GAGCGCCUCAGUGAGGGUUGUGACGGAAACUGGGCGGGACGCUGCGAGCGUGUGGCGCGCGUCCUCCCACCAACUGGCGCGCGGGUCCGAGCGCCAGCGUUGCAGCCCUUCAGGCCCCAUUUCGCCGGCGGCCGCAUGCAGAAGCGGCACAUACAGCCACGAGUUGGUGGCCAGAGCACUGCAAUCCCGAGGAGGGCCGCAUGUGGACCACGCGGGGAGGCGGGGUGGCGAGGUGCGCUGAGCGGGUGGGUGGGGUGCGGCUGGAGGGGCUGGAGCGCUCGUGAUUGCGUCCGCAGCCGGGUGAGCGCACCCGCCAGCGCAGCUCCAGCCCGCGGACCCGGCUACGCGGUCAAGCGUCCACCGCAACUGGGCCCCGCAGCGAUUGCACGGGUUACCGGCUUCGGCAGGGAUUGCGAGGGAGUCGAGGUGCACGUCCUCGGCACAGCCGGGGCAGACCCAACUGGGGCGCCAGGCUGCAAUGCCAGCGCUGUGUCGGAUCGGGACUGGCGCCCACUGCAUUUCGCGAUCCGGGAGAGGAACGAAUUCGACUCCGGCUGUGCCGUUAACGGCGGCGACGCGAUGGCAGCACAGGAGGGUAACCCCUGGCGGUGGACGAGGCUCCGGCGCAUCAUUGGAGGUGAAUGUGCGGAGCGCGUAGUCGCGGAUUGCCGCGCGUACCGUGGAUUCGCCGGCGCUGCGUUCGGGGAAGGGGGCACCGUGGAACUGGCAGAGGGAGCGGAGUGCCGCAUCAUCUGCCCCGGACCAGGUAGGGAAGGGGACGGGGAGCUGGUCCGCCGGAGCAGCCGGCAGCAGGAUACGGACAACGGGGAGCGCGGGGCCUGUGAGGCGCGCUCCGGCGUGGCUGAGCGUGAU